Diplodia corticola is the source of this 2910-nucleotide messenger RNA. Its product is annotated as polarized growth protein. The record is from RefSeq and is a predicted model, not a curated record. NCBI's taxonomy places the organism in Eukaryota, Fungi, Ascomycota, Dothideomycetes, Botryosphaeriales, Botryosphaeriaceae. Gene Ontology annotation, cellular component: plasma membrane. Bases 1 to 2910 code for a protein of 969 amino acids. Gene Ontology annotation, molecular function: protein binding. Gene Ontology annotation, biological process: actin cytoskeleton organization. The transcript is spliced from 3 exons.
AUGGCGGCGCGCUCCAAUAUGGACCAGGCGCAGCCUGGCGACACCCUGCUGGUCAUCCACGAGUUCAACGCGCGCAGCCCCGACGAAUUGAGCCUCAAGCGCGGCGACCGCAUCGAGCUCAUCGAGCGCGAUGACGACUUCGGCGAUGGCUGGUUCCUGGGCCGCCACCUUCAAAACGGGCACACCGGCCUCUUCCCAGAGGUCUACACACAGCUGGCCCCGCAGCCUACCUUUACCUCUGUCCUGAAUACCCGCCCUGGCGUCGCAUAUACCACUAGUCCUACCUCGACCACUGGCCCCGCGUUCGCAAGCCUCGAUGCCGCCCAUCCGCCCGACAACGACCAGCCGCAAUCCACGCCACGGCAUUCCGAUUCUCCUGCCACUACUCCUGGCGCCUCGGGUCCCCAGCGCUCUGCGACGGCACCAAUGGCGCUCUCUGCCGUGGCCACCAUGAACAGCAGCCAGCGGGCGCUGUCAGGAGAGCAGCGGAGUCCUGUCAUGAACGAAACCCUGAGCGUCAUCGACGAGCACCUGACCGAUAUAAACAACACCCCGCGCAGCAGCCUGCUGCGAGACCUCCGCCCCAACAACGACAGCGGAAGCGAGUACAGCAGCCAUGUGGAACACAGAUUGUCAUACAUCAACGGCCAGGAGACAGAUGAGGAGGAAAACGGACUGCACACGCUGCAAGAGAUCAGGCACUGGACGCCGCUCCAGGUUGCCGAGUGGCUGGAGGACGUUGGCGUGGACAGGCGUCACUGCGACGUCUUCAAGGACCAGGAAAUAUCCGGGGAAGUCUUGCUGGGCAUGGAUCAGGCGUCGGUUUUCAUGAAGGAAUUCGAUCUCGGCGCCAUCGGCCCACGUUUAAAGAUCUGGCAAAAGAUCAAGGCCCUUCAACAAGAGGUAACUGAUGCGGUGCGUAAUUCCCAGAGCAUGCAGGACUAUUCCGGAUCGGAUCAGGGCUCGAACGCAGGCUCUAUUCGCCAUCGCAGCACGUCGAUUGGAACAGUACUCCCUCGUAUCCCAAGUUUGAUGGAUUCUAAUGGCGGCCGGCCAUCGAGUCGACAGCAGGUAAACAGAGGAAGCUCGCAGCAAGGCAUGGGAUCCGUACCCGGCACCCCAGGUACUCCCCGGAACGACGCCAGGCGUCCGUCCGCAGCGUCCGUGAGAGAAAUGAAUCAUCACCGGAGGCAUUCUUCAGUCGAGUUUGCAAACUUGCCCGCGACUCCAACGACCCCAAGCAAUGUCCACAUAACUUCAGCGACGCCGAGCACACACAAGAAGCAGCCCUCGUUUGAUCGGAACUGGAAAAUGGGGGAACCCAAUGGGCGGCCAGCCUCUGCAGCGCAGACGCGGCCCGAAACUCCCACUGAAGGCAGUCCACGUGGCGCAGGUCUGAAAGUGGUAACGCCUGAACUCGACCGCGGCUAUUUCUCAGGCGGAGAGGUCGAGAAUCGUAAACAGAGAAACGUGUUGCGCAAGGGACACAGUCCAAGCCAUUCCCGGACGUCGAGCUCUGGGGGCGAUGGAAGGCGCCUGUCGGCAUUCAAACGCCACAGCAGAAUUGGAAGCACCGACUCGAUGCGGGAUAUUUCCGAACCUACCGCUCUUGCCUCCUUCUACAGCCCGGGCGCAAAGCGUACUCAGAGUGCUCGCACAGCUAGCGGACCUGAAUUGCGGGGCUCACCCAAAGCCCUGAGCAAGGAACGGUCUGCCACGGUCACUAAGCUGGAUUACGGAACGCCAAGUAUCGACGCCAUUGCUUCGUCACCAAACCUGGUAGAGAGCGAGGAAACGGGCGGACGCGCUUCGCCGCCGCCAGCCAUCCAAAGGCACCCGAAGCCGCGCGCAACGGGUCUUCGAGCCAUUUCUGACGCCCUUGCUGGGACUUUGAGCGGGACCAAGAACCCCCCGCUCUCUCCCAGCAAGGACUCGGCCAUGAACUCUCCUGCCCGGACAGGAUCCAGCACGCCAUCACAGACGUCGAAGAGCUUUGAUUCUGGAGAGGCGCCGCCGGACGUUCUUCGUAGCGCAACGACGGGCACGUCGAUGACUUCAAGUGCCGCUAGCAAUGCACCAAAGAAGAAGACGAAGAAGGAGACUAGCGCGUACCAGAGGGGAUUGGAGAAUAAGCCGCCUUCGGAGACGAUACCGGGGUCUGACUACAACGGUUGGAUGAAGAAGAGAUCGUCGAAUAUGAUGACGACAUGGAAGACGAGGCUCUUCGUGCUCAAGGGUCGUCGUCUAUCGUAUUACUACUCGGAGUUCGACACGGCGGAGAAGGGGCUGAUCGAUAUCUCGGGUCACCGUGUGCUGCCAGCCAACAAUGAGCGUAUGACGGGCCUCCAUGCGACGAUAACUGGUGCCAAGUCAUCACCAACAUCUCCUCAUAACGCAACCUUGACCACGUCAGCGCAAACGGAUGCGGCGAACGAAAUCGACAUCAAGGAGGACCCGUCGGGCAUGUUCAUCUUCAAGCUCGUACCGCCCCGGGCUGGACUGUCGAAAGCAGUCAACUUCACCAAACCGACGGUGCAUUACUUCGCAGUGGACAACCUCCAGCAGGGGCGUCUUUGGAUGGCGGCACUCAUGAAAGCAACGAUUGAUCGCGACGAAAGCAAGGAGGUCGUCAGCACCUACCAGCAAAAGACCAUCUCGCUGGCCAAGGCACGGGAGAUGCAGCAACGGCCUCCGGCGCUGAUGGGAGAGGACGAGGACGACGAGAACGGCAAUCCGGACAAGAUCGACGAGGAAGAUGAGGAAAGGGGCUUGGCUAUAUCCGGGCUGGAGGACGAGAAGGCCGACGGCGACUCGGCUGACGACGCGAAGCGGUCGGGCAGCGUCGGGACCAGCGAGGCCGCGAGUGCGACACCUGCAUCGGUGGACAGCGAGGCUGCGAGUAAGGAGUGA